CAGCAGCAAUACACGCAGCAGCAGCAACAACAACAGCAGUCGACCUAUUACGUGCAGCCGGCCGGAAGCACGCAAGCGCAGGUAAACCUCCAGGCCAGACCGCCACCGCCUCCGCACGCCCAACAAAACCAGCGCGUCGACGGCGUCAUCUACAAACAACCCAAAGUUCGUGAACUGGUAAGAUCUGACACCCUUGUGUUUAAAUUUAUUGAAGUAUUCAAUACCCUCCUGCCUACUGCUACUUCCAACAUCCAUAAGCUUGGUCAAAAAUGCUCAAACAGCUGA
Messenger RNA from Dibothriocephalus latus, 285 nucleotides. NCBI's taxonomy places the organism in Eukaryota, Metazoa, Platyhelminthes, Cestoda, Diphyllobothriidea, Diphyllobothriidae. The record is from the annotation of a GenBank genome assembly.